UCUUCGACAUCACUCUUGGAGGUAAGCAUAGCAACCUCGUAAAUGCCCUCGUCAUAUGGUCAACUUGGGAUGGCAAUGCCCUACAUUAAACAUCCCUGCCUAUGACCCUAGAUCUACCCUCACAGCCCCUUUCCUGGCCAAAUCAGACUUGUCUAAUUCUCUGUAGGUGAGCCGCUUGGCCGGAUCACGUUCGAGCUCUUCAAAGACGUGGUUCCUCGGACAGCAGAGAACUUUAGGCAGUUCUGCACUGGCGAGUCGAAAAGCUCCAUGGGCAGGCCGCAAGGGUACAAGGGUUCCAAAUUCCACCGAAUAAUCCCCAACUUCAUGUGCCAGGGAGGUGACUUCCUCAACGGCGACGGAACCGGCAGCACUUGCAUCUACGGCACCAAGUCUUUCGAAGACGAAAACUUCGCCAUCAAGCACACCGAGCCCGGUCUUCUUUCCAUGGCGAAUGCUGGUCCCGGGACCAACGGCUCCCAGUUCUUUAUCACCACAGUACCUACUCCGUUUCUGGACAACAAGCACGUGGUUUUUGGCAGAGUCGUCGACGGCAUGGAUAUUGUCAAGAAGAUGGAGGCCACCAAGACGGGUUACCGAGGCAAGGAUGUGCCCAACAUGGACGUGGUUAUUGCGCAGUGCGGAGAGAUGUGAAUGCUACCCCAAGUUAGACUCAGCUCACAGAAGGCCAUAUGAGUUUUCGUCAACCAACUGCGUUACUCGCUUCAUGACAGAUUGGAAAGUGCUCACCGCCUUGCCCAGCUGUGGAUGAGAACGAGAGCGCAGAGGAGCCCAAAGUGACUACGGCAUAUGUAAACCAAAUCGGAGCCCGAUCAAUGAAACGAUCUGGUAACAAAUCUGCAAUAUAAGGGGGUUACAUGUGGCCCUUCGCGCAGCCCCCAAGUUACGGAUUGGAGUUGAUGAGAGGAAAUGUAUUAGGAACGAUGGGAUCUCUAGAAGAGUUGGUGGACAACAACAACAUACGUACUAGAUCAUGAAUUCUCACCUCUGAUUUGAGGCCGGCCCUUCUCUGUAGCUAGCUAUCUUUGAAAAAGUAGUCAGUCUAUUUCGUGUGUGUCAACACAACUGAAACAAAAUAAGUAGAAGCCUUCAAUACCUCAUGUUCUCAUGAUGUCCAUGGGCUUGACCAUGGC
This is a messenger RNA of Pseudomassariella vexata, 1151 nucleotides long. Its product is annotated as cyclophilin-like domain-containing protein. Gene Ontology annotation, biological process: protein folding; protein peptidyl-prolyl isomerization. Gene Ontology annotation, molecular function: peptidyl-prolyl cis-trans isomerase activity. Lineage: Eukaryota; Fungi; Ascomycota; Sordariomycetes; Amphisphaeriales; Pseudomassariaceae. Bases 268 to 651 code for a protein of 127 amino acids. Gene Ontology annotation, cellular component: intracellular membrane-bounded organelle. The transcript is spliced from 3 exons. The record is from RefSeq and is a predicted model, not a curated record.